GUUUGGAGGGGCGCCCAUUGGAAAGUAUAAAGACGAAGAGAAAUCCAAGAUGAGCCAACCGACAACAGCACCAUCAUCAACAUCAACUAGAAACCACUACAAUGGCUGAGGAAGUGGACUCGCUCUUGGUGGACAACGUCAAGUCAAUCGUCGCUGGUGGUGUCGGUGGUGUAGCCGCCGUGGUCACUGGCCAUCCGUUUGAUCUAGUCAAGGUUCGUCUACAAAGUGGCCAAUACCCAACCAUGUUGACCGCUGUGAAAUCAAUCUUGAAAACAUCUGGACCAACUGGGUUCUAUAGAGGUGUUGUGCCUCCAUUGGUCGGCGUGACUCCAAUGUUUGCUGUUAGUUUUUGGGGUUAUGAUAUGGGUAAAAACAUUGUAUCUUCUUUUAGUGGUGGUAAACCUGCCGCAGAAUUCACAAAUGCUCAAUUGAGUACUGCUGGUUUCAUUAGUGCUAUUCCAACAACUUUAGUGGCUGCUCCAAUGGAGAGAACCAAAAUUGUCUUACAAACUCAAGACGCAAAUGCAUCAAAAUCAAUGAUUUCAGCCGUUCGUAGAAUCUUAGCCACUGGUGGUGUAAGAUCGUUAUUCAAAGGUUCAGUGGCAACUUUGGCAAGAGAUGGUCCAGGUUCUGCUAUUUAUUUUGCAACUUAUGAAAUCGCCAAAAAGGAAUUGUCUAAAUUAAGUGGUGCUAAAUCUGAUGAAAUGAGUCUCGCUGCUAUUUCAACUGCUGGUGGGUUAGCUGGUGUUGGUAUGUGGGUUGUUGUUUUCCCUAUAGAUACUAUAAAGACAAGAAUCACAAGUAAUGUUAAUGAAUCAAUUGGUGCCAAAGAGGCAAUUUCUUCUAUCUAUAAGAAAGCUGGUAUAAAAGGAUUCUUCCCAGGUAUAGGACCUGCUUUAUUAAGAAGUUUCCCAGCAAAUGCAGCUACUUUUGUGGGUGUGGAAUUGACGCAUCAAUUCUUUAAGAAAUAUACAUGAAUGAUUAGAAAAGCAGGAUCUCUUCAAAUGUGAUUAAAAUAAAAGAUUAAAAGAAGUUGUGUAUAAUAGAAAAGAUUACUUCUUAUAACUUAUUGCUGAGAUUAUGUAAGUUUUGCGUGCUGUAUUACCUAAUCUGAUAAUGGUGUUUGGGUGUUAAUUAUCACGACUUUUUCGAUUCGUCAAAAAACAAAAUGGUGAAAUCUAUUGAGGGCCAUAAAAGUUGAAAACAACAACCUAAAUAUUCCAAUAAUACAGCAGCA
Hansenula anomala is the source of this 1237-nucleotide messenger RNA. RefSeq names its product carnitine:acyl carnitine antiporter (gene CRC1). The coding region runs from base 102 to 977 and encodes 291 amino acids. Gene Ontology annotation, cellular component: mitochondrial envelope. Lineage: Eukaryota; Fungi; Ascomycota; Saccharomycetes; Phaffomycetales; Wickerhamomycetaceae. Gene Ontology annotation, biological process: carnitine transmembrane transport; mitochondrial transport. The record is from RefSeq and is a predicted model, not a curated record. Gene Ontology annotation, molecular function: O-acyl-L-carnitine transmembrane transporter activity. The transcript has a single exon.